This is a messenger RNA of Tetranychus urticae (two-spotted spider mite), 1924 nucleotides long. The record is from RefSeq and is a predicted model, not a curated record. NCBI's taxonomy places the organism in Eukaryota, Metazoa, Arthropoda, Arachnida, Trombidiformes, Tetranychidae.
GGAAUCAGUUGAACAAACAAAUCAUAAUUUUCAUGCAUAAACAAAAACUUGAUUGAAUACCAGCAAUUAAUGUUAAUUAUGGUUAGGAUAUAUUCCCAUUCCUAUCAUUGGCUAUACGCGACAAAUCUUUGCUUAGGCCUGACUGGAGUCCGCCUUUUUUAGGUCCAACCUUACCUCAUACGUUACCAUAUUGAGUCCGCCUUUUGUAAUCAACAGACACUUCCUUAGAUUGUUUAUACUUGAAGGUCUAAGCAUAUUGUUUCUAGUAAAUCUUCAAUCAUCUGACCAGAUACAUUUGAUUAUCGACUGAGUGUUCAUCACAGUUAACAGUUUCAUUUUUAACUUUUCCUCGUUAACUUCAAGUCUUGGCUUAUUUUUUAUCAUAAAAGUGCUCAUUUCUUGCUCAUAGUUUCAUUUCUUUGUUUUUAUAUUAAAAUGAAUGUAUUGAACUAUAUUCAGGAAAAUCUCAACAACAACAAUCACAAUACAACUGAUAGAACGAUUUCAGUUAUUUUACUCCAAGAAGAAUUAUGGAACAAAUUCAAUUCAAUAACAACAGAAAUGAUUGUAACCAAAUCUGGACGACGAAUGUUUCCAGUAGUGAAAUUAGAAGUUAAAGGAUUGGAAACAAAUUCAAUGUAUGUUAUAAUACUAGAGUUUUGUCAAUUGGGCGAUAAUAGAUGGAAGUUUGUCAACAAUGAAUGGGUACAAGGAUCUAAAUCUGAAGUUAAAUCACGCUCAGAAUACAGUUAUUACACUCACCCUGAGUCACCCAAUUAUGGUGGUCAUUGGAUGAAAAAACCUGUUGAAUUUCCAAAAGUUAAACUGACCAAUAAACAACCACCAGAAGAAGGUCAAGUGGUCCUCAAUUCCCUUCACAAAUAUGAACCUAAGGUUCAUAUAAUUAAAAGCAAUCCUGGACAUGAACCUGAAACAAUUAGUUUUUGUUUACCAACAACACAAUUCAUCGCUGUUACAGCCUAUCAAAAUGAAUCGAUCACUGAUUUAAAAAUCAAAAACAAUCCAUACGCUAAGGCAUUUGCUGAGAAACAUAAGAAAAACAAAAACGAUGUAAACAGGAUUGAUAAUAAUAUUAACCCUUGCUUUGAAUAUGGCCGUCCACAGUUAUACGAACAUCAGCAACAAAACCAAUUUCAUCAUUCUUAUCAUCAUCAUCAUACUUACUUGCCUUAUCAGGAACCACAUGAUUCUGGAGCCAAUUUCACACCUCAAAAUGUUCAACAAAUGUUUUAUUAAAUAUUUGAAAGUAAUAAGUUGAAUGUGUCUUAAAUUUACAAAAUUAAAAUUACAGUAACUUGAUAUUGAAAUAAAUUCAAUAAUUUCGUUCCAGUUCUUCCUUUGCUUUUCCUACUUUUUUCGGCAUUUUCUUACAUAAAUCUUCAACCUCUUCGGAUUUAUAAAAAUGUGGAGCAAUUUCUACAAGCCAUUUAGGUUCAAUUUCAAUAACCUGUCUCAUGUACUCUUUGGUUGUAAGAACUAGUUCAUGAUAGAGAACCCAUCGAGGUUCUUCAUCAAACAAUGAUGAAUUAGGAUGAAUUGAAACGGGUUGAUGUUGCUUUAAAGUACGAUAUGAGCCUCCACCACCUCCUAAACGGGCAACAUGAUAAAAAUAACCUGUUAAGAUGGCUUUACGGAUGAGUACAAAUUCAGUUGGAUUUGAUUUAAUUUCUACUUCGGCUCGAUCCAUUAGACUUUCUAGUUGAUCUCGUAUAUCUCGAGCUCUAACUAGCGCUCGAUAUUGAAUAAAAUUUUCAGCACACCAUUGUUUAGUAUAUCCCAUUUCAACCCAUUGAUUAUAAACAUUCAACAGCAUCAGAUGAUCCCCUCCAGGUUGAAAAAAGUUUUUCCUUGCCGUAUCUGCAUGAAUAGCUUUGUCUUUUGGCCGAUAAAAAAUAUUGGAAUU